AUGGAAAAUUAUGUAUGUGCGAAAAGAACUACGAUGAACUAUGCUAAUCUUUCCACAAGUCGGCGAAACCUAGACAACUCUACGUCAUCCGCUGAAUAGUACAGUUUUUUGGCGUGGAAUUUUCUCCUAACGGUCAGCAAGUAAAAAAUGGAUUGCAAAAAAUUUCGUGUCAAUAAAGGUGGAAAUUUGAACGGUUGUCCCAAGCUUUCUACACGAGCAUUUCGCACGUGAGCGUCAGGUACUUUUUUUUAAAAGCAAAGGAGGCGCUGACAUACAUAGGUUUAUUUACAAUAUUCUACCCGCUGCUAUGACUAAUAAGGUAGCAAACAAAUACAGCUAUGUAGGGCACAAGAAGAAGCAUGCAUUUAAAGAUUUGCCGUUGUGCACAGUUAUAUACAAAUCAGUGCGUCAUCUAUUUCCAUCAUCACAGGACGAAGAGAUUCGUUCAAGAAUCAGUAGCUGGUUAGAUCAGUCUGGCACAAGACUCAAGAGGGAAUCAGACACUGAAGCAGCCGGUUCCAAAAAACGAAGAAGAGAUGUAAAAUAUUACAUCGAUUUAGAGGAGAAUGUAGCAGAAGAAAAUUCAAUGAAUGAAGAAUAAACUUUGUAAUUUUAACUUUUUCAUGUACUAUUAAUAUAAGUAAGUUAUUU
Messenger RNA from Phymastichus coffea, 651 nucleotides. RefSeq lists its product as uncharacterized. The coding region runs from base 308 to 601 and encodes 97 amino acids. Lineage: Eukaryota; Metazoa; Arthropoda; Insecta; Hymenoptera; Eulophidae. The transcript has 5 exons. The record is from RefSeq and is a predicted model, not a curated record.